Molecule: messenger RNA, 1278 nt
Organism: Ustilaginoidea virens
Lineage: Eukaryota; Fungi; Ascomycota; Sordariomycetes; Hypocreales; Clavicipitaceae
Exons: 3
Coding region: 1-1278 (425 amino acids)
Source: RefSeq, a predicted model, not a curated record
AUGCCGCGCCCGAAAAUCCCAGGCGCGCCGGAACCCAAGAGACGGAGUCGCAAAGGAUGCUGGCUGUGUCGAUGUAUUUCGUCUGACAUCUAUCAAGGCCGUGUAAAGGCCGCAAGGUUAAAUGUGGAGAAGAACAUCCUGCUUGUAGAAAGUGAGUUCAUGAAGGAUGAUGCCAUUUUUAUCCCCGCCUUCUUCCCCCAAGUUGAUGGGCUUGACCAGGUCAUUAUCAUCUACAUGUAUCUCUGCGACUACAGUGUUCGGCUGAACUGGCAAGGUCGACGCACGAAGCGAUCCGUCGUCGAUGAAGACGAAGAAGACGGUCCAGUGCCCAAGGAUAAUUGCAUUCGAUGGCACCACCACGGCUUCUCCAUGGAACAAAUCCAGGUCUUGGGUGUUCCCCUUGAACAACGGCUCGACUUGGAUAUUAUCGAACCUGUCGACGAUGGCCAGAAGCAAGAUGCGUCCACCGACCUGGUCUCGGUAGUUUCAAAUGCUAUUUGUUCAGGCCAACCAACAGUUUUAACCAGAAGCAACUUGAUUUUCAUUGAUGAGUCUCAGCAGCUUCUGAGCGCCACCGCAAAUCCAGAAGCCCAUAUUGUAAAGAGACGUUUAGCAGACUCUCAAAGCUGUUCCACUGCGAGCUCUUCCCGAAGUGGCUCUGGAAUGGAUUCCCCAGUCUCGAGCCAGCGGAAAAGGACCAGGUCUCUGGCGCAGCUGGAACAGCUCGAACCUGGACCAAAUCCGUCCUUGGCACUCUACAAGCAGAAACAAGGACCCAGCUCAUCUGUUGCUUUGUUGCCAUGCCGUGAUCUUUUUGACGCUCCGCUUACUCCUGCGGCUUCAUCGCCGAGCGAUGACGUUGCUCAUUGCCGAAACUGGACCGAAUUACACUCAUCGGGAUCUCCUGACUCUUGGUCGUCGUCAGGCAAUGGCGAGUCUGAAGACUUGUUUAUUCCACCUGGUUGUUUGUGGGAUGAUUCAGGACCGUUUAGCCUUCAGGAGUCACCGAGUUACUCGGAAAUUCACCCUCUUGGAAGCGGGGCGUUCUAUGGAUAUGAUCAAGGGGUAGCGGAUGAGGAUGUGCUUAGAAACAAUGAAAACCGCGCAGUGCUGCAGCCCCUUGCAGCGCACAGAUCUGGCCACGGCAUCCUAGAUUUCGCACAAGGUGCCAAAGCACGACGAAAGCGCGGUACCAACGGCGCAAUCAAUGGUAGCUACUAUGACAACAUGGUGCCAGUCAUCAUACCCUGGGCUUUUGAGCCUCUCCCGGACAUGUGA